AUGAGUCGGUGCGUGGCUCGCAAGACUGCGAGGAAGGUCUCUUCAGUCCGCUUCUACAGCAUUGUGCAUGAUAUCCCUCGAGCUGCUGCUAGUCUCAACCAAACGCCUCCCCCACCACAACCUCAAGGGCAGUCGGUGUUCGAGCAAGCUGUCAAUGCUACUGGUCCGCGCAAUAACUGGACCAAAGAAGAGAUCUCUUCGAUCCACCAGACUCCUCUGAUGGAACUGGCUUUCGCUGCAGGCACUGUCCACCGUCGAUUUCACAAGCCCUCGGCAGUCCAAUUAUGUACCCUCAUGAACAUAAAGACUGGUGGGUGCACGGAAGACUGCUCUUACUGCGCUCAAUCUUCCCGCUACAAGACAAACCUCCAAGCCACCAAACUCUCCACGGUGGAUUCUGUCAUCGAGGCCGCAAAAAUUGCCAAAGCGAAUGGCUCAAACAGGUUCUGCAUGGGCGCUGCCUGGCGUGACAUGCGGGGGCGGACGCGAGGAAUGAAGAAUAUCGUUGAAAUGGUCAAAGGUGUUCGAGCUUUGGGUAUGGAAGCCUGCGUAACCCUGGGCAUGCUUGACAAGCAACAAGCUCGGGAGUUGAAAGAGGCCGGAUUGACAGCAUACAACCAUAAUGUGGAUACUUCGCGAGAACAUUACCCCCACGUCAUCACCACACGUUCCUACGACGAACGAUUACAAACACUGGAGAAUGUACGGGAAGCAGGCAUCCAUGUCUGCAGUGGUGGCAUACUCGGCCUAGGAGAGACGCCUGCAACCGACCACGUUGGAUUGAUCUACACCCUCGCCACUCUCCCAGAACACCCCGAGUCUUUCCCGGUGAACAAACUUGUCCCCAUUAAAGGAACGCCCAUGUUCGGCCAAGAACCGGUUAAGUUGGAAGACAUGGUCCGUUGCAUUGCUACUGCUCGCCUAGUCAUGCCGCGAACCAUCAUUCGCAUUGCAGCCGGAAGAGUCAGUAUGCCUGAGAGUGAACAAAUGCUGUGUUUCAUGGCGGGUGCGAACGCCAUUUUCACGGGUGAGAAGAUGUUGACGACGGAUUGCAACGGCUGGGAUCAGGACAAGGACAUGUUUGAGCGGUGGGGAUUGUCGCCCAUGCAGACCGAGGCAAGUAAAUUGGUCAAAGUUGAAGCGGAGCCAAAGUUUGAGGCGAGUAGUUUCGUGCAUAUGAAGGGCGCGAGCACGACUGCCGGGAAGGGAGCUGAGGCAUGA
Molecule: messenger RNA, 1221 nt
Organism: Cladophialophora psammophila CBS 110553
Lineage: Eukaryota; Fungi; Ascomycota; Eurotiomycetes; Chaetothyriales; Herpotrichiellaceae
Product: biotin synthetase
Exons: 2
Coding region: 1-1221 (406 amino acids)
Biological process (GO): biotin biosynthetic process
Cellular component (GO): mitochondrion
Molecular function (GO): 2 iron, 2 sulfur cluster binding; biotin synthase activity
Source: RefSeq, a predicted model, not a curated record